Messenger RNA from Anguilla rostrata (American eel), 1349 nucleotides. RefSeq lists its product as uncharacterized. The coding region runs from base 600 to 1334 and encodes 244 amino acids. The record is from RefSeq and is a predicted model, not a curated record. Lineage: Eukaryota; Metazoa; Chordata; Actinopteri; Anguilliformes; Anguillidae. The transcript has 9 exons.
UUCUAUUAACUGCUACAUUAGAUGCUACCUCCAUGCCAAAAGGCUAUGUGGAAUGGCUUCAGGAAAAUGGUUUUACUGGGAGUAAUUGAUAGUUUCAAGAAUCUAAAUAGUCUCCUUUGUCUCAUCUACUGUGGUCCUGAGAGAUGACAUUAGAGCUCUUUGGCCAAGCAUAGCUGUUAUUUCAUUUGUGGCCUUUCUGUUAGCUUGAACUAGUCUGUCCAUUCUCCUCUGAUCUCUCAUUAACAAGGUGUUUUUUGUUUAUCACACCAUUCUCUGUAAACUCUAGAGGCUGUACUGCAUGAAAAUCACAGGAGGGCAGCUGUUUCUGUGAUGCUGGAACCACCACAUCUGGCACCAUCCAUCUGGCACAGUCAAAGUCGCUUAGAUCACACAUUUUGCCCAUUCUAAUAGGCUAAUCUGGGUUGGAAGCCACUUGUGGUCCAGUCUGGUCAGGUGUGUUCCUGUCUCCUUAGAUAGGGGGCGCUGUUUUCUAAAAUGAGUCUCUCAGUGGAGCAGAGACCAAAGGAGGAACCCUCAGCACUGAGAGGAAGAGGGUCCAGGUAGAAAGAGCAUGGUCACCAGUACCCAGCUGUCUGUCUAUGAAGAGUGAUCGUUCAAUGGAACAUCCAAUCAAGUUCAGAGGAGAGUUCACAGAUGAUCAAAGGGUCCAGGUAGAAAGAGCAGGGUCACCAGUACCCAGCUGUCUGUCUAUGAAGAGUGAUCGUUCAAUGGAACAUCCAAUCAAGUUCAGAGGAGAGUUCACAGAUGAUCAAAGGGUCCAGGUAGAAAGAGCAGGGUCACCAGUACCCAGCUGUCUGUCUAUGAAGAGUGAUCAUUCAAUGGAACAUCCAAUCAAGUUCAGAGGAGAGUUCACAGAUGAUCAAAGGGUCCAGGUAGAAAGAGCAGGGUCACCAGUACCCAGCUGUCUGUCUAUGAAGAGUGAUCGUUCAAUGGAACAUCCAAUCAAGUUCAGAGGAGAGUUCACAGAUGAUCAAAGGGUCCAGGUAGAAAGAGCAGGGUCACCAGUACCCAGCUGUCUGUCUAUGAAGAGUGAUCGUUCAAUGGAACAUCCAAUCAAGUUCAGAGGAGAGUACACAGAUGAUCAAAGGGUCCAGGUAGAAAGAGCAGGGUCACCAGUACCCAGCUGUCUGUCUAUGAAGAGUGAUCGUUCAAUGGAACAUCCAAUCAAGUUCAGAGGAGAGUACACAGAUGAUCAAAGGGUCCAGGUAGAAAGAGCAGGGUCACCAGUACUCAGCUGUCUGUCUAUGAAGAGUGAUCGUUCAAUGGAACAUCCAAUCAAGUUCAGAGGAGAGUUCACAGAUGAUCAAAGGUAAUAAAACGGGUUCAAA